AUGAUGGAACAAAGUGAAGAAGCAUUCCAAUUAAAAAUGGAAAAUGCAACAAAAAAUAAAAAAUUUGAUUCGUGGGAAAGUAUCGUAAAAGUGUUCCAAGACAACAAUGAAAUCCAAAAAUUUGCUCAUCGUUCGAGUGUUACAGUUACUUAUAGAAAUAAGCAUUUAAAGAAAGCAAACAAAAGAUUAUUGCAUAAAAAACUUAAAUAUUAUUCAAUUAAUCGAUACUGCAAAUUGAAGGGAGAAUCCAAAUCAGGCAUUCACAGAAAACGUGAUGAUGAUGACGACGAAGAUGAUCCUGAUGCUACUGCUGAUGAAGAUGACGAUGAUACUGAUGAUCAAGGCCAGUCAAAUAAUAAAAAAACAUCUAAAACCAAAGAACCAGCACCUAAAAAGUUCAAAAAAAUGAAGAAAGAACUUCAACAAAAAAGAAAACGUGAUGAUGAGGACGACGAAGAUGAUGCUGAUGCUACUGCUGGUGAAGAUGACGAUGAUACUGAUGAUCAAGGCCAUUCAAGUAAUAAAAAAACAUCUAAAACUGAAGAACCAGCAUCUAAAAAGUUCAAGAAAAUGAAAGACGAAAUUCAACAAAAAAGAAAACGUGAUGAUGAUGACGACAAAGAUGAUGCUGAUGCUACUGCUGGUGAAGAUGACGAUGAUACUGAUGAUCAAGGCCAGUCAAGUAAUAAAAAAACAUCUAAAACCAAAGAACCAGCACCUAAAAACUGGUGCAGCAAUAACAACAUCAAUUACAUCAACAAAACACCAACAUCAACAACACAAGCAAUUAUCACAGCUGGCAUAACUACUACAACAACAACAGUAUCAACAACAAUAACUGCAGGUGAUUAUUUUACAGAUGCAUUGGAAAUUAGAAAAUUAUCAGAAUCAACCAAAGCAUCUGUUGAUAAUGGAUCAAAAGUAACUGAAACAUUACAAUCAAUUGUAUUACCAUCAUCAACACCAUUAACAAUAACGUCCACUAAAAAAUUGUAUCAACACAGUGAUGAAAGUACUGCCAAUGAUAAUGAAAAUGAUGAUAAAAUAAAAGAUUAUGUCGAAACGUGGAGUGAUAAUUCUAGUGAAACUAGCUUUCAUUUUUCUGUUGACACAGAUAAUGAAGAUGAAAUAAAAAAGACAUAUGGAGAUCAAAUGCUAGAUGAUGAAAAAGCUGGAAGUGAUGUUAAAGAAAAAAAAAAUCAAAUUCCAUCAUAUUCUAAUAAUGGUACAACUACAACAACUGUUGCAGCAACAACAUCAACAACACAAGCUAUUACUACAGCUAGUGUUACAACUGCAACAACAACAGUAUCAACAACAAAAACUGGGAUUAUUACUGAUAAAGAUGCUGUUGAUAUAACAAUGACAAAAGAAGUUGGAGUUAUUAUUGAGCAAAGUAAACAAAAUCAAGAUGCAUUGGAAAUUAGAAAAUUAUCAGAAUCAACCAAAGCAUCUGUUGAUAAUGGAUCAAAAGUAACUGAAACAUUACAAUCAAUUGUAUUACCAUCAUCAACACCAUUAACAAUAACGUCCACUAAUAAAUUGUAUCAACACAGUGAUGAAAGCACUGCCAAUGAUAAAGAAAAAGAAGAUAAAGUAAACGAUUAUGUCGAAACUUGGAGUAAUAAUCCUGCUGGAAGUGAUGUUCAAGAAAAAAAAAAUCAAAUUCAAUCAUAUAUCAGAUGUACUAAUAAUAGUACAUCUACAACAACUGGUACAGCAACAACAUCAACAAAAACACCAACAUUAACAACACAAGCAAUUACCACCGCUUGUGUAACAACUGCAACUGCAACAACAACAACAACAACAACAACAGUAUCAACAACAAAAACUGGGAUUAUUGCUGAUAAAGAUGCUGUUGAUAUAACAAUGACAAAAGAAGUUGGAGUUAUUAUGGAGCAAAGUAAACAAAAUCAAGAUACAAAUGAAAAUAAUAAUUCAAGUUUGGAUAAUACGAGUGUUAAUACAACACGACAACAACAUCAACAACAACAAGAUUGUCAAAAAGAAAAUGUAUCAACAGUAAUUGGAACAAUACAAUCAGUUGUAUUACCAUUAUCAUCAUCAUUAACAAUAAUAACAUCUGCUAAUAAUUUAGAUCAACAAAAUGAUGAUAAAAAAAUAAUUGCUGAUAGUCCACAAACAUCAUCAGCAGCAACUGCAACAACAACACAAUUAGCUAAACAUGAAAAAGAUAAUGUAAGCAUUAUGAAUGAUAAAGAAAAAAUUAAUGAAAAUAAAAUAAAAGACGGUGGAAAAACUUGUGGUGAUGGUGAUAGCAUCAACAAAUUGCAAAAAAAGCAAGAACAUUUUAUAGAAGAUAAAGAUGAAAAUAAGGUGAAAGAAAUAAAAACGAUAAACAUCAUUUCUUUUAAUGCUGAAAACUUGAAAGUUAAAAACUUAGCAGACGUCAGAAAUUUAAUGAUAAAACUGAAGGCAGAUAUAUAUGUAGUUCAAGAAUCAAAGCUAUCACAUGCUAUGCUCUCAUCGUCUCUUCAUAUACCUCUGUACGAGAUUCAAUCCGAAAAUUUAGGCACGACAACUAUUCCAUGUACCAUGGCAAUUUUCACACUUCAAAAAGGAUUAUUAUUACAAGGACCUGAUAAUAACAAAAACUUUUCACUAAUUGAAUUUGACAACUUUUUUCUAAUUAAUGUGAAAUCAAACAUCAAAAAACCAAAAACAAUAGUUAAUUAUGCUGAAAAACUUGAAGAAGAAAAGCCAGUAAUAAUUUGUGGUCGUCUGGACAUGAAGAGAACAAAAUCACAAUUAUUUAAUGUGUUUGCCAAAGAAAAAUCUAAAUUGUACGUGUCUAAAAACAUGAAAAAGAAUAUUAAGAAAACAGAGGUCAUUACACUACGUGAUGAUCAUGUCGAAAAGUUGUAUUCUCUCACCUUGACACCAAAAAUAUAA
Aphidius gifuensis is the source of this 2916-nucleotide messenger RNA. RefSeq lists its product as uncharacterized. NCBI's taxonomy places the organism in Eukaryota, Metazoa, Arthropoda, Insecta, Hymenoptera, Braconidae. Bases 1 to 2916 code for a protein of 971 amino acids. The transcript is spliced from 5 exons. The record is from RefSeq and is a predicted model, not a curated record.